Messenger RNA from Helicoverpa armigera (cotton bollworm), 1352 nucleotides. RefSeq names its product glycine N-methyltransferase. NCBI's taxonomy places the organism in Eukaryota, Metazoa, Arthropoda, Insecta, Lepidoptera, Noctuidae. The coding region runs from base 133 to 1008 and encodes 291 amino acids. The record is from RefSeq and is a predicted model, not a curated record. Gene Ontology annotation, cellular component: cytosol. The transcript is spliced from 6 exons. Gene Ontology annotation, biological process: S-adenosylmethionine metabolic process; protein homotetramerization; one-carbon metabolic process. Gene Ontology annotation, molecular function: S-adenosyl-L-methionine binding; glycine binding; glycine N-methyltransferase activity.
CACAUUUGUUUUCCACCAGUGUCUAGGAAAGCGUUCGAGUGUGCACACAACGGUUAUAAUUCGUGUCGUCUGAGAACCGCAAUCAGUCAGAUUCGCGACGUCUUCGCGGCCACUCCACUUUACCUCUAAACCAUGUCAGCCGAUCAAGUUUUCCACUCGAGAUCUGAAGGUAUACCUUCGGAGGGAGUAAAGGAUCAGUAUGCAGAUGGCAAGGCGGCCAGGACUUGGAACAAAUUCAUCGGAGACAGCAACCAGAGGACACAGAACUAUAAGGACUUCUUGAUCGGCCUGCUCAGGAAGAAUGGCUGCAAGAAGGUUCUGGACACAGCUUGCGGUACUGGAAUAGACUCGAUGAUGCUGGUAGACGAAGGCUUCAAGCUGGUGUCAGUGGAUGCUUCAGACAAGAUGUUGAAGCACGCGCUCAAGGCCCGGUGGGACAAGAGGAAAGACUCCAAAUACGACGAAUGGAUUAUCGAAGAAGCGAAUUGGGAAACUCUACCUCGUGACAUUCAGUCCUUCUUACCCGGUACCAAGUUCGACGCUGUCAUCUGCCUUGGAAACUCCUUCGCCCAUCUUUUAGACGAGUAUGGCGACCAGAGAAUGCAGAAAAUGUGCCUUAGGAACUUCGCGGAAUGUCUGAAACCCGGCGGUUUGCUGUUCAUUGACCACAGGAAUUAUGAUGCCAUGAUUGAUAGCGGGGCUACUCCUGGACACUCUAUUUAUUAUAAUUGCAAAUAUCCAGUAGACAUCAAGACCUCGGUGCUAGUCGUAUCGGGUAAACCUCAGCUGGUCGCUCUGGACUACUGCAUAACCACUGAUGAUAGCAAUAACGAGAAGAGCGAAUUCCGGUUGUGCUACUUCCCCCACAAAUUGGAGAAAUUCACGCAAAUGCUGGAUGAGGCAUUCGACAACCGGGCUACCCACAAAAUAUACGCUGACUUCAAACCAUUGAGUGAAGUUAAAGUACCAAGCUUCUACAUCCACGUUCUUGAAAAAGCUAGGGAUUAAUUAAGAUAUUAGUUUUAAUAAAUAAUUUAGUUUGUCGUACCUUUCCUUAGGUAAUUUUGACACUAACAUCGCUUACAACUUUUUCCCUGAUUUCUAGUUAUUCUGUAAACAGGCGUCCAUGUGGUUAGCUCAAAUGCAAAAUGCAAAAUUAUUUAUAGUAAAAUUAAGACAAAUUAAUUAUUAUAUUCCUAGGUAAGUAAUAGGUUUUCUUUGUCUCAAAUAUAUAAUAAGAUUCAGAGUGAAAUUACUGUAAUAGUGCCAAAUGUAAUUACCUACUCAAUCCAAUAGUUUGAAUGAAACACAAAAAUGACAUUAUUAUUAAUUGAAUAAAAUUGUUACUUGUU